This is a messenger RNA of Lucilia cuprina (Australian sheep blowfly), 2874 nucleotides long. RefSeq names its product putative fatty acyl-CoA reductase CG5065. Gene Ontology annotation, cellular component: peroxisome. The transcript is spliced from 11 exons. Lineage: Eukaryota; Metazoa; Arthropoda; Insecta; Diptera; Calliphoridae. Gene Ontology annotation, molecular function: alcohol-forming very long-chain fatty acyl-CoA reductase (NADP+) activity. Bases 1292 to 2782 code for a protein of 496 amino acids. Gene Ontology annotation, biological process: long-chain fatty-acyl-CoA metabolic process. The record is from RefSeq and is a predicted model, not a curated record.
GUCUAACCUAUAGUCUGUAUAAUUUAUAGAGUCGACGAGCGAUAUUUCCAUGUGUUACAAAUGGAAUGAAAAACAAUAUAUUCCAUCUUUUUUGAUAGUGGAUAUAAAAAGUUCAUAGUAAAGUUGGACACUAUCUAUGAAUAAUACUUUAACAUAACCGAACACCUUUCUCAAUAUUAUUAAUACAUAUAUAAUUUUUUGUUGGUUUAAUUUCCAUAUAUAAUUUUCAUAUACAAAAAUGUGAGUAUAUAGAUUUCAUUGUUUCGUAUGUAACACUUCGAAAUAUUACCACUUAAAAUGAUCUGGUCGUAAGGGUGGCAGUUUAGGGCUAAAUAGGGCACAGAUAAAAGGAUUUAGAAUGUAUAUUUAUUUUUCAAAAUAUUGUCUGCUGUAUUCAAAAUGGGCAAAAACGAUAAAUGAAAAUAAAUAGAAACUAAUUCCAUUUUUUUAAGAACUCUAUGUAUGUUAAAAAAUUAAUGUGCGUUUGUUUGUAUGUCUUAAGUUGAUAGACUACUAAACGUCUGAACGGAUUUUCUUAAAAUUUUCACAGUGUAUACCUGUAGGUUAUAGGAGAAGAGCCAUGCUCUUUUAUAAAAAUAUUAAAUCAGUAUAUUUGAGAUACUAAAACAGUUAGAGUUCUCAAAUUUUGUCGAAGCCACUUUAGUAUGGUUACUUCAGACAAAAAGUAGGCGGACUAGCAUUAUGGGGCGUUGCGUCUCUCAUAUAAAUAAAAUACAAAAAUUCGUUUUUUAACAUUUUGAUUGUGUUAACAUUUGGGUAUCUUGUAGCCUCCAUAUGAACUAAAUAUAAAAAUUAUUUUAUCUAAGAAACUAUCGUAAAAUUUUACUUGAAGAAAUUUGACAUUAUCUAAAAAUUUAGAGAAUAAGGGUUGGACCUCAUCGGAACAUUUUGUAAAAAAAGGGAUUAAUGAUAAAAACCAAACAAAAUUAUCGGUGUCGUUAGAACCGAAUAUAUUACUCUUGCUUGCCACUUUAACAUUAAGUUUAAUAUAAAGUUUAUAAAUGAAUUUUAUAAAGCUAAAAAACAAUUGUUUGUAUAUUAAUUAAGUUAUAAAUGAACAAAUGCAAUAUUUUGCUAUUAAUAUUUUGUCAUUAGUUGAAAACGGUGUCUUAAUAUAAAACGACAUUUUUAGCGCAUUAAAAAGGACAUAUUACUAGAAAUAAAUAUAGUGAUCCUUGAAAAUCGCGGAACAUUUAAUUGAAAUACUUAUAUUUUAAUGAAUGUGGAAAGUGUUUAAAAAAAUAUAAUUAAAAAUUAUUAAAAAAAUAUAAUGAAGAACGAAACUAUGUUGAUAAGAGACUUCUUUAAAAAUCAGGAAAUAUUUAUAACCGGUGGAACAGGUUAUCUUGGUAAAAGUUUAAUUGAAAAACUCUUGCGAGAAUGUCCCGAUAUAUCAAAAAUGUAUCUAUUGAUAAGAUCAAAGCGAAAUAAAACACCACUGGAACGUCUAAAAGAAUUUUCCGAAGAUUUAGUCUUUGAACGUUUACAUCGUGAGCAACCGAAUGCAUUUGAAAAAAUUAUACCGAUUGUUGGCGAUAGUGUUGAACUUGGUUUGGGUAUUAGUCAGGAAGAUUUAGAACGUUUGAAAAAUGUUACUAUUAUAGUACAUGGUGCAGCUAAUGUGAGAUUUGAUAACAAUUUACGUGGUUCCAUCUUGAUGAACACAAGGGGUACUCAUGAAUUAUUAAAGAUUGCCUUAAAUCUGAAGCAUUUAAUAGCAUUUAUACAUGUUUCAACAGCUUACGUUAAUCCUUUUGCAGUGCAUAUUAAAGAACAGCUAUAUAAAGCACCGGUUGAAUGGCGUUCAGCAUUAAAAGUUGCUGAAACCUAUGACGAAGAGACGCUUGAAAUAUUAAAAUUAAAAUAUACAAAAUAUUACCCCAAUGCCUACAGUUUUACGAAAAAUCUAUCCGAACAAGUAGUAGCUGAAUUUUCCGAUAGAUUGCCAAUAACAAUACUUCGACCCUCAAUUGUUACACAUUCAAUGAAAGAUCCAGAAUCCGGCUUUAUUGACAAUUUAAAUGGUCCUAUGGGUAUGUUAGUUGCCAUCGCUAUGGGAAUUUCUCAAGUAACAUAUUGCAAUCCUGAUUUAAUUAUGGCUUUAAUAAAUGUUGAUAUAGUAACAGAUUUUACUAUAAUUGCAAUAUAUAGACGGGGUCUAGAAUCGAUGAAUUCUAAAAAAAUUGGCCUAGAUAUACGAAACAUAUCAGCCGGAACUCGAUAUAAAUACACUUUAAAUCAAAGCACUAAAAUUUUCCUCAAUGAAACGAGUCAAGAACCUUUUGUAAAAAGUUUAUGGGCACCAACUUGUUUUAUGACUACAAAUUAUUUUCUAUUCAUUAUGUGUGUAUUUUUGGUAAAUAUACCAUUAGCUUUGAUUUAUGAUUUUCUAUUGAUGUUAUCGAAGGAGGAAAAAAUGGUUUUAAAACUGACGCGUAAACUUGUGUACACUUCUAAAGCUCUUGGAAAGUUUUCACAAGAAUAUUUUGAAAUUCAAAAUGAUGGCAUGUGGGAACUGCUUAAACUUCUACCGGAAAAAGAAAUAAAAACAUUUGGUAAUAUUACUGAAGCAUUUGAUAAGGAUUACAUUCAGACCAUGCGAGAACUAAGGGAUGGUGUAAAAAAAUAUAUUUUUCGAGAGCCACUUAAAGCAACACCAGCUACGCAAAGACGUUUUAAAAUCUUUAUUAUAUUAGACAGAAUUAUUAAAGUGUUAAUAUGCUCAAUGUUUGUAGUUUUGUUAUGGAAAUUGGUUAAUUAAAAUUAAGAAUAAUAAGUCGAAUUUGUUAUAGAAAAAGGGAUUUUUUUAAAGAAAUAAUAAAAGAAACAAAAAAUAAAAUAAUUGUUUAUAAA